GUUACAAGACCGGGCCCCAUCUCCAGAGAUCCGCUGAGCCGUGCGUGACCGCGUCGUCUCCUUCUUUCCCCUUCCGUUCAGAUUCCGCUGAACCAGAACUUCUUUAUAGCUUCCCCGUCCCCGCCCAUUUUUGCCGGGAAACUCUGCAUCUCCUCCGCCGGCGCCGAUCGCCGCUCUGCCUCUCCGUCCUUGCCUUCUCUUCCCAUAGGAAAGCUCUCCGUCCCCGCGGUCCUCACAUCUCGAGAGAGGGGAGAGGAUAGAGGAGACGAGGAGAGAUGCAGGUCUUCUACCUGAUCUCGCUGCCUCUGACCCUGGGGAUGGUGGUCCUCACGCUCCGCUACUUCGCUGGACCUGAAGUCCCCCGCUACGUCCUCUUCACCGUCGGCUACACCUGGUUCUGCUCCCUCUCCAUUAUCAUCCUCGUCCCCGCCGACAUCUGGACGACAAUUAUCCAUCAUGGCAGUGGAGGCAUCUCCUUUAUGUGGAUCUGGUCAUACUGGAGUACGUUUCUACUUACUUGGGCUGUUGCUCCCUUGAUUCAGGGUUUUGAAGAUGCUGGAGACUUCACUUUUAAGGAAAGAUUAAAGACAAGCAUACACGUGAACUUAGUGUUUUAUCUAAUUGUGGGAUCUAUUGGCCUUUUUGGGCUCAUCCUCCUCAUCAUGAUGCACAAAAAUUGGGGUGGGAGCGUUCUUGGUUUCGCAAUGGCCUGUUCAAACACUUUUGGGCUUGUCACAGGGGCAUUUCUUCUUGGUUUUGGCUUAAGUGAAAUCCCUAAGAGCAUUUGGAGAAAUUCAGAUUGGACGACACGCCAAAAAGUUCUCUCCCAUAAGAUAGCCAAAAUGGCUGUCAAACUCGAUGAUGCUCAUCAAGAGCUUUCUAAUGCUAUAGUGGUUGCUCAAGCUACUUCCAAUCAGAUGUCCAAACGUGAUCCAUUGAGACCCUAUAUGGAUGUUAUUGAUAACAUGCUGUCCCAAAUGUUUAGAGAUGAUCCAUCCUUCAAACCACAAGGUGGGAGAUUAGGGGAGAAUGACAUGGAUUAUGACACAGAUGAGAAAUCAAUGGCAACCCUUCGGCGUCAUCUGAGGGAAGCCAGAGAGGAAUAUUAUCGUUAUAAAAGUGAGUAUAUGAAUUAUGUAUUGGAGGCAUUGGAACUGGAAGAUGUGAUAAAAAACUAUGAACGCCGAGAUGCAACAGGAUGGAAGUAUAUCUCAAGCCUAAGACCACCUCGAACUGGACGAAUGGGGGCAUUCCUUGAUACUCUCGAAUUUGUUUGGCGAUGCGUACUGAGGAAGCAGCUUGAGAAACUUUUAGCUAUCUUACUGGGUGUAAUGUCAGCAGCUAUUCUUUUAGCAGAGGCGACUUUGCUUCCUAGAGGGGUCGAUCUUUCUCUCUUCUCAAUCCUUAUAAAAUCUGUUGGAAAGCAAGAGGUGCUGGUGCAGGUUCUUGCUUUUAUUCCUCUUAUGUACAUGUGUAUCUGCACAUAUUAUUCUCUGUUCAAGAUUGGAAUGCUGAUGUUUUACUCAUUCACACCGAGGCAAACAAGUUCUGUCAGCUUGCUUAUGAUAUGCUCGAUGGUCGCUCGAUAUGCUGCUCCAAUUUCAUACAACUUUCUAAAUCUCAUUCAACUUGGUAAAGAUGCAGCUGACAAGACUAUAUUUGAACAGCGGAUGGGAAACAUUGACCAAGCUGUGCCAUUUUUUGGGCAAGGCUUCAACAGGAUAUAUCCUCUUAUUAUGGUCAUAUAUACCAUAAUGGUGGCAAGCAACUUCUUUGACCGCAUAAUUAAUUUCUUUGGAAACUGGAAGAGGUUUAGGUUCCAGACUGAGGCAGAUGAUACAGACGGAUUUGAUCCCUCGGGACUAAUUAUCCUCCAAAAAGAGCGAGCUUGGUUGGAAGAAGGACGCAAAGUCGGUGAGCACGUUGUCCCUCUGGCAAGGAAUUUCAAUGGCCAAGAUGUCGAGUCUGGUAUAAGCGGAAAGGAUCCGACAGCUGUGGAAAUGAAGGCUGCGACCAGUUCAAUGCAUGAAAUCACCAAGGAAGGUCCAUCUAAAGCUUUACGAGAAGGGGGCCACAGAUAUGCAAAUAGCAGAGAAGCCAUUGGCGGCAAGUAUGCUGCCAUUAGAGAACAAAGCAGGCAAGCCUCGAAAGCAAAUCCUUCAGAGAAGAACAUCUCCUCUGCUAAAGUUUCCUUGCUUGAUAGCAGGGACUCUCAGUCAGCAACCACUGCUGCAGGCCCACCUGCUGGGCUGGUCUCGAGGUGGGAAUCGAUGAAGAAUGGAUUCCAGACCUUCAAGGCAAACAUGGGCGCCCGCAAAUUCCUCCCUCUACGCCAGAACCAGGAGACUGAUCUCGGGUCCCGAGGGUCCUCACAUGAAUCGCUUGAUGAGAUCUUUCAAAAAUUGAAACGGCCGUCCACGGAUCAUGAUGGCUACAUUGAUGAGGACAAUGAUGGUUUAGAAAUUACGAGAUCUGGCCCCAGUAGAUAGUAUGCAAAGCAUGUUCGGUUCACUUUUCUUUUUCUUUUUUUUCUUUUUAUGUUGUUUAAGAUACUCUGUCCACGGAAGUUGGGUAUUAUGCCCUAGUCCGAGGUAGGUGUACAGGCAGCGGGACCGGGAGGGAGAUUGGGAGAAUUAAACCCGGCCACGCGAAGAAAAGUUUGGUUUAGACCGAAUGAAGCUCAACGGUUGAUUGUUAAGGAUGUCACAGUAAUCUCCGUGGACUGACAAGGAGCAUCGGUUGUGUCCCCCUUACUCAGCUAAUUCCAGCAGGUGGAUCUCCCUUGCAAGAGGUGAAUAGGAUCUGCUGCAGUGAUAUAUUAAAAAAAAGGCAUAGCAAUCAAAUUGACAGAAAAUGUGAAAGGCACGGAACUUAGAAAGAAGCAGGCUUGUAAUGUUCAGUCAAAACUUGAAGCCACACUUUUGGCAAUUGUUUUUUUUUUUUGUAAUCUUCAUAUGUGUUUUUUAACUGUGCAUCUUCUUCGAAAGACUGCAUAAUGUUUCACUGCAUCUGGUGGUUUCAAUCUCA
Molecule: messenger RNA, 3027 nt
Organism: Punica granatum (pomegranate)
Lineage: Eukaryota; Viridiplantae; Streptophyta; Magnoliopsida; Myrtales; Lythraceae
Source: RefSeq, a predicted model, not a curated record